Molecule: messenger RNA, 2267 nt
Organism: Asparagus officinalis (garden asparagus)
Lineage: Eukaryota; Viridiplantae; Streptophyta; Magnoliopsida; Asparagales; Asparagaceae
Product: COBRA-like protein 10
Exons: 4
Coding region: 206-2179 (657 amino acids)
Biological process (GO): cellulose microfibril organization
Cellular component (GO): membrane
Source: RefSeq, a predicted model, not a curated record
UUAUUCUUUUCCAUUUUCAAACCCCUUUCCUAAAAUUUCCAUCCCCAAAAACAACCAACCAACCACCCUCAAAUACAAAAACUCCCCUCAAAAUCCACCAAAUUAACAACAUUCAAAAAGAGCAACACAAAUUAAACAAACCCCAUGCUCCUCUCCUCCCCUCUCUUGCUCUAAAGAGAGCCUCCCCUUCACAAAACCAAGAAGAAUGCCGCCGUCGAGAAUCUCGCUUCUCUUCGGGGCAUUCUUCUUCUUCCUGAUCUCCUCUUCCCUCUCCCAAGACUCUGACACCAUCGAAUCCCCGCCCCCACCCGGGCUCGACACGUGCGAUGGGGUCUACAUCUCCUACACGUUCAACGGGCGAACCAAGGAGUACCCGCACGUCAAGAAUGCGUCGGCCCAAGCCUACGCGUUCAAGGCGAGCGCGACUGUUCUAAACGCGAUGACGACCGAGCUCAAAGCAUGGAGGCUUUUUGUAGGUUUUCAGCAUAAAGAGAUUCUUAUUUCGGCGGGAAACGCGGUCGUGGUUGAUGGAUCGGAUUUUCCGGUGAACGCUGAGAAUGGGACUACUUUCAUGGGGUAUCCGCAGAUGGAUUUGCCGAGCUCGAUUGACGUUGCUGGGGAUUUGAAUCAGAUUCAGGUGCAGAUUGACAUUGUUGGGACUCAGUUUGGGCUCAAGGGGAAUGCUGUGCCUAUGCCUAAAAAGCUUGAGCUGGUUAAUGACGGGUUUAAGUGUCCAAAGGCUACUAACAAAGGUGGAUUCAUGAGCGCAUGCUGCAUCAGAGACCCAAAAAUCAAAAAGAAGAAGGUCCCACCCGUAAAAUUCCUCCCCCGCCAGUUCGGCGACCUGAAUAUGAUGUACGACGUCCUGACAACCUACGGCAACAACUAUCAGGCCCAAGUGACUAUCGACAAUCUCAGCCCCCUCAGCCGCCUCGACAACUGGAACCUCACCUGGGAGUGGAUGCGCGGCGAGUUCAUCAACUCCAUGCGAGGCGCUUACACCUUCAAAAAGGACGGAUCUGAUUGUCUCUACGGCGAGCAAGGCAAGUAUUACACGGAUUUCGAUUUCUCAAACAUCAUGAACUGCGAGCGAAAGCCUGUAAUUACCGAUUUGCCACCGGAGAAGGAGAAGGAUGACAAGAUGGGGAAUUUGCCAAACUGUUGCAAGAACGGGACGCUGUUGCCGCCUGUGAUGAGUGCGAAUACAAGCUUGUCACAGUCGAUAUUUCAGUUGAACGUGUUCAAGAUACCGCCAGAUAUGAAUAGAACUGCGCUGUCACCGCCGCAGAACUGGAAGAUUAACGGGGUGUUGAACCCGCAUUACACAUGUGGGCCUCCGCGGAGGGUUAGCCCGACAGAGUUUCCUGAUCCGAGUGGGUUGUUGUCGCAUUCUUACGCCAUCGCUAGCUGGCAGAUAGUAUGCAACAUAACCAGUCCCAAAGCGAAGAAAUCGGGCUGUUGUGUAUCUUUCUCAGCCUUCUUCAAUGAAUCUGCAGUCCCAUGCAGUACUUGUGCCUGUGGGUGCUCUGAAGAAGAUACCUGCAAUCAGAACGCAAGGUCUCUUCUAAUCCCUGCAAACGCUCUCUUGAUUCCCGCUGGGAACCGGACAAAGAAGGCAAAGGCUUGGGCUGAGCUCAAACACCUCGACUUCCCUAAGAAACAACCUUGUCCUGAUAAUUGCGGCGUUAGUAUCAACUGGCACAUCCAAGCUGAUUAUCGUAAAGGAUGGUCAGCAAGGAUUACUCUCUUCAACUGGGGAGACUACACAUUCAAGGACUGGUUCACUGCUGUAAGAAUCCCAAAGGCUUACGAUGGCUACGAAAACGUCUACUCAUUCAACGGAACAAAACUGCCCAAAAUCCAUAAAACCCUAUUUUUCCAUGGGCUGCCGGGCCUUGACUAUCUCAUGCCAGAGGUUGACGGAGAAGACAGUAAGCCAAAAUCAGAGUUCAGGGUUCCCGGUAAACAACAGACCGUGAUAUCUUUUACAAAGAAAGAGACACCGGGGAUUGAUAUUUCGAAGGGGGAUGGAUUUCCUACCAAGGUCUAUUUCAAUGGAGAGGAGUGUGCAUUGCCAGAUCGUUUACCGGUAAAAUCUGGAGCUUUGAGUAGGGCAAAGGUUAGGUUUCUGCUGCCGGUGACGGUUACGGCGGUUGUGUUGUUUCUGUUGAGCUUGUAGCAUGUCAUAUAACAUGUACAUUUGAAGUAUUAUGAGCAAAGAGAAUGAUACGUCAAAUCUUCAUAUAAUUUACUAAUGAUUAUUAGAA